Molecule: messenger RNA, 5864 nt
Organism: Acipenser ruthenus (sterlet)
Lineage: Eukaryota; Metazoa; Chordata; Actinopteri; Acipenseriformes; Acipenseridae
Product: solute carrier family 45 member 3-like
Exons: 4
Coding region: 580-2229 (549 amino acids)
Biological process (GO): transmembrane transport
Cellular component (GO): membrane
Molecular function (GO): sucrose:proton symporter activity
Source: RefSeq, a predicted model, not a curated record
AUAUGGUCAAUAAUACAUUCCUAAAUAGUUUGUAUAUACUGUAUAUGUAUUUAGAGAGAGAGAGAUUUUUACAAGCUUUUUGUAGUAAAAUCACAUACCUAGAGAUUCCAGCAAUACAUUCAUAAAAUAUUACUGUAGCUGACCAGAUUCAGAUUUUUACAAUUUCAGCACAGCUACAAAAUGCAUAGUCCUGGAAACCAAAGGGGGAAGGGAGGCUUUAUUCAUCAUCCAUCUUAAUUCACAAUGCCACUCUGAAUAUCCUACCUGUGGCUAGUUACUUAUUAAUAACUAUAUUAUUAGCUUCGCGACCAGCACAGUGUAGAAUGGCGAGGACCUGUGGAGCACCAGUCACACUACACGGGUCAGCGGGACAGAUUCACGAGAAUGCAUUAACUCCUGAGGAAAGUUGUUUGUAAAACAGAAAAAAACACAACAGACACCCAGGGGGGGAUCAAUAACUCUAAACACUGCCACACAGCUUACCGACAUUUAACUUACUGGUUACUGUAAACGUCACGUUACUGUCUAUCAAUGCGGUUACUGAAAAAUAAAUAAAGAAAGAAACCAGUGGUUCUCUUUAUGACUUCUGUCCGUGUUCCUGCUGGGCCGAAUACCGGGAAUCUUUCCACGUCAUUAGGACCUUCCCACAAGUUGUGCAAAGACAGAACAGAGGAAAGUGAGCAACUUGAGCUGCAUGGAUUCCCAAAACCAAUACAAGGGAUCGGGCCAGUCUUGGGACUCUUGUUCAUACCUCUGAUCGGUUCGGCCAGUGACCACUGCACGAGUAGCUAUGGCCGGAGACGGCCCUUCAUCUGGCUGCUGUCUCUGGGGGUGCUGCUGGCCCUGUUCAUCAUCCCCCACGCUGACAUGUUCGCCUUCCACUUCAGCUGGGGCGGACGGGCCAUGCAUGUGGCCUUCCUCAUCCUGGGAGUGGGCCUGCUUGAUUUCUGCGGCCAGGUUUGCUUCACCCCACUGGAAGCUCUGCUCUCGGACCUGUACCGGGAGGAGGAAGACUGUGGGCAAGCCUUUGCCAUGUUUUCCUUCAUGGUCAGCCUGGGCGGCUGCAUCGGCUAUCUGCUCCCAGCCGUCAACUGGACCGACAGCUACCUCUCCGCCUACCUCGGCGGUCAAGAGAAGUGCCUCUUCUCCUUGCUCACCUUCAUCUUCAUUGUAAGUGUCCUUGUCACCAUGAAAGUCUCACAGGAGCCCACCUACCCCUCACGGCGCCUGCUGCUGGAACCAAAGCCUUCAGAGAGUGCCAGGUCUGUGUCCCGCUCCUGCUGCUACCUUCUCAAGUGCAAGCUGAGGGUCUUCAAGUCAGGCCCUUUGAUUUGCAUGUUGCGGACUUGCUGGUCGAUGACCCCGGCCAUCUACCGCAGUUACUGCCACAUUCCCCGCGUCAUGAAGCAGCUGUGUGUAGCCCAGCUCUGCAGCUGGAUGUCCGUCAUGUCCUUCAUGCUGUUCUACACAGACUUUGUCGGGGAAGGGCUUUACGAAGGUGUCCCCAAUGCAGCACCAGGAACCGCAUCAAGGCUUCGCUAUGAUGAAGGUAUUCGUAUGGGGAGCCUGGGCCUGUUUCUACAGUGUGCUACCUCAACGUUCUUCUCAAUAAUUAUGAGCAAACUUGUCAAACUGUUUGGGUCUAAGAGAGUCUAUUUGGCCAGCAUGGUCAGCUUCACCUUCUCUGCACUGGUGAUCUGCCUUUCCAAGAGCAUUGUGCUGGUUACCAUGAUGUCUGCACUAACCGGAUUUGCUUAUGCCACACUACAGACCCUGCCCUACACACUGACCUGUCAUUACCACAAGGAAAAGGACAUCUAUAUGCCAAAAACAAAAGCCAAAAAUAUGCUUAAAAAUGGAAUCACGAUAACCAGAGAGUCGGUUUAUCUGACUCCAGAUGAACAGUGCACCAUAAAUCACAACCACAAACAAAACGGACAUGUGUAUUUUGAGCCAGAGCAUGCAGGCAGUUACGCUGCACAGAAUGACUCUGCCAGUGGUGGUGAUGGUGAGGAGGAGGAUUUUGGGAAGCGUGGCGUCGGUUUGGACUUUGCCAUCCUGGACAGCACCUUUCUGCUCUCGCAAGUCUUCCCCUCUUUCUUCAUGGGGAUGAUCGUUCAGUUUACAGAAUCUGUUACAGCUUACAUAGCCUCCUCCACUAUCUUCGGCUUGAUUGCGAUUUAUUUAGCCAACCACAUAGUGUUUGACCAAAAGGACCUGAAAUUCUGAGAGGAUGAAAAAAAAAAGAAGAAAAAGAAUGCGAUGGAGCAGCAGUUUUAAUGCUGAGUUAGUAUUUUUAAACAUGGCUGUUGGAAAGGUCAAGUGUUGUUUUUAAAAUUAUUUUUCUGUUAUACCGCCUUUCCUUCUUUUCCAUGUCCAUAUAUAUAUAGAAAUGAUAAAUUUCCAUUGGGGUAUAUAUAUAGCGCUGGUAGGAAAAUAGAAAGUGCAUGUUUAAUAUUAUUUCAAAAUUUUGAUGUAUAGUCAGAUAUUCCUUCAUUGGCCUGAAUUGCCCAACAAAACAAGAGCCCAACGCACAGUUUUUCAGUGAAAUGUGCUUUUGUUGUUUAUUUCAGACUACAGUACGAUACUCUACUGCAUACUUACAAACUUGAAAAUGUUCAUCCCAGCUAUACAUAAAUAUAUACACCUCAUACAGCUAUAAUAGAUUUGAAAAUGGACUGCUUUUAGGACUGCUCAUCAGGACUGUAGGACAGGGUAUUGCCAGUUUGUGGGGCCCCAGAGAAGUCUUGUGUUGCAGACAGAAUUGUGUGUCAAAGCAAAAUAUGCAUGUUUGUAUGUGUGUGUGUGUGUGUGUGUGUGUGUGUGUGUGUGUGUGUGUGAAUGAAUGUCUCUUUAUACAUUUAUCCCACUAUUAGACCAGGCCAGAUUUCCAACCUGGGACGUUUUAAACUCCAUUAAAAAAAUAUAUAAAUUUAAAGAAAAAGCUUUUUGCAAAAAUAACUUAUAUUAUUAUGUACGAUUGUGUGUGUGUGUGUGUGUGUGUGUGUGUGUGUGUAUACAGGGUGAUUAGAAAAUAAGUUUACCGCAUCAACGCAACAUAUCAUUGAUGUGGGAAACUUACUUUCUAAUCACCCUUGUGUGUGUGUAUAUAUAUAUAUAUAUAGAUAGAUAGAUAUCCCUAUGGGAAGUCUUUAGUAACCUGUAUAGUUGAGGGAGACUGUGUGUAAAUGGAUGUGUGCGGGUGGUUUUCUAUGAUGCUUAAAGGAUUUUACAUUUAGAUUUGGCUAAUAAGAGAAGAUGGCAGUGUGAUAUCCACAGCUUGUUGUCCUAACUGAUGUUUCUAAGUGUCUUCAGAACUACACACGUCCAAGCUUGUUUAGUUUUUGUGCUCAGAUUAAUAAUACCAGGACUAAACCCCUCUCUGGCAUCUUGCCGUGUUUUUAGCAAAUUCUCAGGAAUGAACCAGUUUGGGUGUAAAACUGCUUGAGGUAUUGUUAGAGGAGCUCUUCAUUUAUCAGAGUGUGUCUCUCUGUUUACCUGCCUACCUGAUAAAGCUUUCUUUUAUAAACAGUACAGGGUGAUUCCUAGACAAAAAGAAUAUUAUUAAAGAACAUGUCUUUUUCGUUUCGUUUCAGGUUUACAAGUAGACAGUCAUGUUGGACAGGAACUUAAAAGUGCUCAUUGUGCAGCAAGAGGCCUUCAGUGAAAAGUGUCCAGAUUGUUGCACAUAUUAUCAUGUGCCAGGCCAGUGGCAAAACUCAAUUCAAACAUCUUCUAUUUUUUAAUAUGGUACAUUGCUUAUGAAUCACCUUUAAAAUACACACGCACACGCACACACACACACACACACAUAUAUAUAUAUAUAUAUAUAUAUAUAUAUAUAUAGUGUAGCGUGCACGGGGGAAGGCAGCAGCAGGGCUGGGGGGUGAUGUAAUCACACACAAAGACAUAAGCCCCAUAUAUGGUCCUUGCAAAGGAGCUGGCUCUUUUGUACAGCGGUAUCGGCGCUGUGCUUUAGUGCGAGAGGUCCCGGGUUUCCUCCACCUGUUUGUUGAUUGGCCUCUUUGCUCUGCUGUAUAGAAAAACUAUUUUUUCUAUGUAUUUCUUGAGGCAACCACAUUCUAGGACUAAUACCGUGGGUAAUCUAUGGACUGUUUCUAUCAGAAUUGGUGGUUAUGGAAUGUACUGUAGUCAACAACAGUAACUGCUUCAUGUAGCCAGCAUUCAUCUCAAGCAGAGCUGGACGAUUUUCAUGGGGAGAACUAAGCACUUCGAUGGCAGUGUCCUUCAAUUCUGUUAGGAAAGGUUUUUCUACAGCGGAAGAAGCGCCAAAUAACCGGUUGAUUUUUAUAACCUCUAUUUACUUAAUACAUACCGGAAUAUCAGCUCCCAUCGAACACUUACUGUAUAGGCCUGUGACAGGCUGGCUCGCAGUGGUGAGGUGUGGUGACGUCACGGACCAGGAAGUAACUGAAACCAAAACAAUGGAUGGGCGGGUGAAGCUGAAUGCUAUGGCACUCAGCUGAAUUUAUUACUAAACAAAACAAAACAAAAGAUUUAAACAAACAAAACAGAAACCAAAGGGCACGAGGGCCAAAUGAAUAAACAAAGACUGUUUAGCAGUCGUUUUUUUAAAUGUCGUUAUUUUUCCUCCCUGUCGCUCUCUCCCCGUACUCUCCUCUGUACACUCCACCCCGCAGCACGGGCAGCUGCAGGUUCUUAUACUCUGGCCGAGAGGUUAACUAGCUGUUAAUUAUCUUAUUACUCCUCGGCCACAGUCUGCACGCAUUUGGUAAGGAUGCAUGACUGUCAGCUAGUUAAAUAAUCAGUAGCUGAUCAGUCAUGCAUCCUCACAAGGUUUUUAAAUAUAAAUAAGAAAUACGCGGCGCUGUUAUCCGCGCCGCAAACAAUAAUACAAAUAAUAAUAAUUAGGGGCGGGACACUCCGCCACAAGGCCUCUGAAAAUGAUGUUUGUUUGUUUUUUUUUCUACUUGACCCCAGCAUUAUUAAGAGCUGUUUUACCUCUUGCUUUAAAUGUUUGACAACAUUUGACCUUCCAGUUGUCUCUUAAUUUUUUUUUUUAAAUCCUGGUUAACGUGGGCCUUUCAUCUCAGUGUUUUUAAACCUUUUAUAUUUUUGACUUCAGAUAUUUGCAAGGUAACUGCAUUCUGUAAACACAGUAUAAGAUUUAUACUACUGCCAUAGGAUACCUUUUAUCUCAGAAAAUGUGACUUGCCCAUUUGCUUUGAGUACUUGUUUUGGUACUCAAAUAAAUCGCUGGAUUUUUAUGAGUAGGAAAGGCAGAACAAUGAUUCGCAUUUACUGCAAGUGUCUAUACAAAUUGCAACAUUAUUUUUGUAAAUACGUAUUUAUUUAUUGUUCUUAAGCACAUAUUGUAAACUAUUUUGCAUACAUUUUGAUAGUCUCUGUUGGGUCACGUUUUAUUUUAAGGGUCUUUUUUUGUUUAUCAACUGUUAACAAACAGCUAAUAAACAUGUUAAUGUACAUUAUUUAUUUUCUGUUAACUGUUAGUUAAUAAUAUAUAAUAGGCCAGCUAAAACUGCAAACACCAGAGCCCUAUGGAUGAUCAAUCAAACACCAGAGCCCCAUGGAUGAUCAAUACCCAGUUGAUCAUAUGCUUGAAAUUGGUUCAAGUUGUUACUGUAGUAAUGUUGAGCAAAUUAAAUCAGGUUUUUAUUAACCCUAACCCUAACCCUUAGCUAAAAAUGAACAAUGUUUGUUAACAGUUAAUAAACUAAAAAAAACUAAAUAAAGCGUGACCCUCUAUUGUAACUUAGCUUUGAGGGUAUGGGAUCUUUAAAAUUACAUUAUUAUAGUGUUGUUUCCUUUUUUAAAGAUUUUAGAAUAAUUGUAAUGAUACUAAACUAGCAAGAAACUACUUG